CUCGUGUUCUUCUUCCAUAGACAGAGAGAACACGCUCGAAACUUAAUCACUGCGAAUUUAUAAACAUAGCAUUGUUAUUUUGUAAUUAGUACAAUCGUUAUUUAGGGCGCAACGAUGAUACGUUAAUCAAUUUUUAGUGUAAUUCAAAGCUGGUACGAAAAAAAAAAGAAAUUGCCAAACCUAACAGAAGCAGCAGCAUAAGCAUAUUGCAAGCAUUAAAACGCCGCGCGUGUGUUUGUGUUCGUGCAAGUGCAUACAUGUGGCUGUGCGUACGUAUGUGUGUGUGUUUGGAAGCAACAAAAAGUCGUAUACAGCAGAAAAGGCGGCAAAAGAAACACAACGACUGCACAUGAUAUGCAAAGCAAGGCGGCAAAAAAAUGCAACUGCAAACAUAAUUAUUUGUGCAAUGCAUUUAACGUGAACGUCGUGAUCGUCGUAUUGCUCCAAAAAAAAGCAAAAAGCACCGACAUUUCGAACGAGCACAAGACUUUUUUGCAGUACUUCGUUUAGUGCGUCAAUGCAGACAGGAAUAAAGAAACGGCGAAAAUAAACUGCAGCGAAGCAACAAUAACAACAAGCACCAAAACAGAAACGCCGAAUGGAAUACAGCAUUUUGUGCGCGCAACGCAAUUCACAAUUGGCAACUGAAAUUGGCAGCACCCGAAAAGUAUGAUACAAAAAUAGUAGACGAAAACAACAAUAACAACAGCAAUCGAGCGGAAGUGACAAAUGGAGACAAAACGACAACAAUAACAACUACAACAAUAAUAAGGACCAUAUUGGCAUUAAUUUUUUGACUGCAUUAAAAGCGAAUGCAAAAAAAAAGAAAAAAAAAACAAAAACAGAGGAGAAAAUAAAAUAGCGGAGACGAAAAAAAUACAACAAAAAAGGUGUUUCCAGUGGCAGACAGAGAAGGAGACACUGUGGACAAUUGAAAAGUGAAUCGAGAAGGAGAAGAAGAAGAGGAGAAAACAUUCAAGACACCCAAUUACACACACAGAACGAUGGCGUCUUCGCCGACUCCAUCGCUGGACUCCAUGCGUGGGGCCAACUCGAUUGAAUCAUAUGAGCAUGCCGGCUAUCUGUCGGACUCGCCGCUGACACUGAGCGGCUCCUCGCCGCCAGUGAGCGAUUCGGCGAUCUGCAGCGAUGAAUAUAUAGCUGGCAGUCAGGUCAGCGUUAAGGUGCGCCAGGAUGUGACCGUUAUCAAUGGGCAUCAUCCGAUUUCGGCCUCAGUGUCAUCUAGCUCGUCGGCCAGCUCUUCAUCCUGCUCCUCUUCGUCGUCGUCGUCCUCUUCAUCGUCCAGCUCAUCGACCAGCGGCCUCAGUGGCUGCGGCAGCACCAGCAGCAGCGUCAUCAGCGGCUCCAAUGUCACCAGCAAUGGACCCGGCGUCAUUGGCAGCAAUUUGCCCAGCAACAACAGCAGCAAUAGCAUCAGCAGCUUGGUCGUUGGCGCUGGCAAAGGCAGCAACAGCAACAGCAACAAUGGCAGCAACAACAGCAGCAGCAACAACGCACCUGCUCGGUGCACCGCCUGCACGAGCAAGAGCAGUGAUGCCGUAGCCAAGUGCUUCGAUUGCCAGAGCUAUUUGUGCGCCAACUGUGUGACAGCGCACGAGUUUAUGCACUGCUUCAACGGCCACAAUGUCUGCCUGAUCAAGGGCUUCGAGGCGACGAGCAACGGCAUCGGCAUCGGCGGCAGCAGCAGCAGUAGCAAUGUCGGCAGCAACAGCAGCAGCAACAAUCCGGCCUCCAGCGAUUUCAAGUAUGCCAGCUCAUUGACAAUGAUGCUGCAACAGCAACAGCAACAACAGCAGCAGCAGCAACAGGCACAACUGACAGAAGCACAGCCCAUGUCGCAGCUAUCGAAGAUUGUGUUGGCAGCAGCAGCCAACAACUCACAAGAGCAGCAGCAGCAGCAGCAACAUGACACGCUCUACACAACGCAUUUGCAGCAGCAACAGCAGCAGCAGCAGCAACAACAACAGCAGCAGCAACAGCGACAAGUCUUCUGCGCGCGUCACAAGCAUGAGCUGUUAAAAUUCAGCUGCCGCACCUGCUGCACGUUGGUGUGCAAGGAGUGCAUCGUCCUGGAGCACUCGACGGGCCUGCAUGAGCUCGAGAAUGUGCAAUCGCCGGCUGUAGCUGUGGCGACCAACGGCAGCGGCAGCGGCAGCAACAGCAGCAGCAGCAGCAGCCGCAGCCACAAUGAGGCAGCGCUGCAGACGCUGCUCGCCGAUAUGCGCGGCAAGAUUGGCGAGAUCGUGGCUGUGGCCAGCAGUGCAGAGCAGAGCGUGACCAAGGUCAAGCAGCAGUAUCAGAAGGCGCACAAUGAGCUGAACGAGACGCAUCAGUUCUUUGCCUCGAUGUUGGACGAGCGCAAGACCGAGUUGGUCAAGGAGCUGGAGACGCUCUACACGGCUAAGGUGAACAACAAUGCGGUCUGGAUGCAGCGCUCCAAGGAGAUCAUUGACAAGUGCCUGGCUGCCUGCGAGGCUGUCGAGCGCUCGCCCGCAAAUGGCGUACAAUCGUCGCUGCUGGCCGAGGCCCUGUUGCUACGCAAUACGCUCGAGCAACAGUUGCAGUCGGGCGUGCAGGACAUGCAAUUGCCCUUCGACCUGGAGUUCAUGUCCAACUAUCAAUCGAUACAGGCGGGCGUGCGCAACACCUUUGGCUACAUACGCGCCAGUAAUGGUGCUGGAGGCACUGGCGGCGGCCCUGGUAGCGGCAGCUGCUCCGAAUCGAGCCUCAGUCUGGGUCACAGUCACCUAAGUCACAGCCAGAGUCACAGUCACAGUCACAGUCAUGGCAAGCAGCCGCCCAUUGCGCGGCCCACGCAGAGUGCGAGCAACAGCAGCGCCAGCAGUGCAGGCAGCCAUCAUCAUCAUCAACAGCAGCAGCAGCAGCAGCAACAUCUCCAGUUGCAACAGCAACAGUUGCUGCCAGGCCUCGGCCUGGGCAGUCUGCUCGAUAACAGCAGCAAUGGCAGCAACAGCAAUGGAAGCAGCGUCUACACAAAUGGCUGCCUCUUGCUGGGCGGACGUGAGCGCAAUCUGAGCGAUCUGCAGCACUUUGGUGAGCUGCUGCCCAAGCGUGCCAGCAGCAUGACACACUACAAUCCCUACGAGAAGUGGAGCAAUGGCGGCAGCGACAAUCUGUUCAAUACGACAACAGUUGCAACAAUUGGCGGCAGCGGCGGCGGCAGCAGUUCGGCUGUUGUGGAUGCCUUUGCCAGUCUCUCCUCUGUGAACCUCAAUGGGAAUGGCAACAGCAGCGCAGUCAGCAGUGAAUCGCUGCUGGAUUUGACCAGCAAGCUGCUCUCCGCUUCCAUAUAUCCACCCAAGUCGCAGAUCAAGCGACAGAAGAUGAUCUAUCACUGCAAAUUUGGCGAGUUCGGUGUCAUGGAAGGUCAAUUCACGGAGCCAAGCGGCGUGGCAGUGAAUGCACAGAAUGAUAUCAUCGUGGCGGAUACGAACAAUCAUCGCAUCCAGAUCUUUGACAAGGAGGGACGCUUCAAGUUCCAGUUCGGCGAGUGCGGCAAACGUGACUCGCAGCUGCUCUACCCGAACCGUGUGGCUGUUGUGCGCAAUUCGGGCGAUAUUAUUGUGACCGAGCGUUCGCCGACGCACCAGAUCCAGAUCUACAAUCAAUAUGGACAAUUUGUGCGUAAAUUUGGUGCCACAAUCUUGCAGCAUCCGCGCGGCGUCACCGUCGACAACAAGGGCCGCAUCAUUGUCGUCGAAUGCAAGGUGAUGCGCGUCAUUAUCUUUGAUCAGAAUGGCAAUGUGCUGCAUAAGUUCGGCUGCUCCAAGCAUCUGGAGUUCCCCAAUGGCGUGGUGGUGAACGACAAGCAGGAGAUCUUCAUCAGCGACAAUCGGGCGCACUGCGUCAAGGUCUUCAACUACGAGGGCCAGUAUCUGCGACAGAUUGGCGGCGAGGGCAUUACCAACUACCCCAUUGGCGUCGGCAUCAAUUCCAAUGGCGAAAUUCUUAUUGCGGACAAUCAUAACAAUUUCAAUUUGACGAUCUUCACACAGGACGGGCAGCUGAUCUCGGCGCUGGAAUCGAAGGUGAAGCAUGCCCAGUGCUUCGACGUGGCGCUCAUGGAUGAUGGCAGCGUUGUUCUAGCCAGCAAGGACUAUCGACUAUAUAUCUAUCGCUACGUACAGCUGGCGCCUGUGGGUAUGUAAGCAGAGAGCCUUCUUCACAGAUAUAGAAAAAAAAACACACAAUUGCAAAUACAAAAAAAAAAAA
This is a messenger RNA of Drosophila hydei, 4254 nucleotides long. RefSeq names its product brain tumor protein (gene brat). The record is from RefSeq and is a predicted model, not a curated record. Gene Ontology annotation, molecular function: translation repressor activity; zinc ion binding; protein binding. The coding region runs from base 1005 to 4190 and encodes 1061 amino acids. Gene Ontology annotation, biological process: negative regulation of translation. The transcript is spliced from 3 exons. Lineage: Eukaryota; Metazoa; Arthropoda; Insecta; Diptera; Drosophilidae.